AUGCCUUCACCUACAACACAAUCAGUCAAUGUCGAUAAUGGUUCGAAAUGUGAUGAUGUCUUGAAUAAUGGCAAUGAUAUUGAAUUCUUGAAAAAACAUUUACCACAUGUGGAUAUCGAAACUGGUUUGAAACAUCGCACAGUUCAAAGAGAUCCAAUCACCGGUCUUGGAGCAUUACCAAAAGAACAUGUUGAACUUGGACGUACAAGAAAUGCUUCAACUGGUAGACCGGCUUUCAACACAACAUUAAUUGCAUGGGAUGUAGAUAAUGCAACAGUAUGUAAGAAUAAUGGACAUACAACUAAGAAGAGUAAACCACAACGUGAUCCCAUUUCUGGGAGAGGAAAUUUUGGUGAUCGUGAAUGGGAUCCAAUUGGUAGAUAUAAUGGAAAAACUAGACGAGCCAAAAGUUCUACUGGUAUUAGAACUAAUCCAUUAACUGGUGAAAAUGUGAAAACUUUCACUGUCAUGGCUGAGGAAAGAUGUACAAAUAAAGAAAAUGGUGUAUGCAAACGAAAUGUUUCUACGAAGAAUAUUUUCACUGGGGAAAAUUGUGAGAAUUACACAGUUUCACCUGAAUUGAAAUCUCCUAUUAAACGUGUACAACGAGAACCUUCACGUAACGCUAUAACUGGUGAGAAUUGUGCAACAUAUGAUUAUAAUUCUGAAGUUAAAAUAUCAAAAAAGCGAACACCAGUCAAAAUUUCAAAUCCAUUGAAUGGUGAGAAUGUUAGCGCUUUUAUGGUAUCGCAAGAAGAAAGACCACGUACAGCUAAACCUUAUGUAUACAGGAAUACAGUGACUGGUGAAAAUCUUCAAAGUUACAAAAUAACACCAAUUGAAAGAAAUGUUACACCUAGAGUGGUUAAAGAUCGACAAAAUCCAUUAAGUGGAGAGAAUGUUGAAAGUUACACUUAUCGUUUAGGGGAAUCUAAAAGGACUGUCAAAAAAAGAGAUCUUAGUUCACCAUUAACUGGAGAUGGUUCACGUGGUCGUUCAUAUACUAUAUCUAUUGAAGAAAAACAUUUAUCCCAACCAAAUUUAAAUAUAAAUGAACAUGAUUCAACACAUCAUACAUUAUCAUCAAAAUCUCUUCGAAAUAUAUUAACAGGUGAAAAUUGUAUUACAUAUAAUGUAUGUCAAGAAAUGAGAAGUGAAAAAGUUGACAGUACGACAAUGAUGAUGAAUGGGAAUACACAUAAAAAGUCUUCCUACAAUAUUAUAACUGGUAGUGAAAAUGAAUGA
This is a messenger RNA of Schistosoma bovis, 1245 nucleotides long. The record is from the annotation of a GenBank genome assembly. NCBI's taxonomy places the organism in Eukaryota, Metazoa, Platyhelminthes, Trematoda, Strigeidida, Schistosomatidae.